UCUGCGGUCUGCUUUCGGCAGAUUCUAUCGGCACGCUCAUGGUUUUGGUCCGGCGGUGCUUGAACACGGCAGACUGUGAGAAGGAGGAGAAAGACGAACAAGAGGAAAAACUCUGGCAGCGCCGUUCUGGAGUUGGACUUGCAGCGUGAAAGAAAAAGUCCAGAGGCACAUCUGCAACUUCGCCAGAGGAGAAGAGACUUUUCCCGAAGAUACUUUUAGGACGAGAACAAGCGGGGAAUCAGCCUAAAACAAGUAUUCCGUCUCCAUGAGGUGUUGAGGAAUGAGCCAUCAUCAUGGAAACCCAAUCCCAGGCCAGUUCAGCAGCUGAGAAGAAGAAGAGGGUGGAAACCAUUGUAGCGACCAAAGGAUCAUCAGCGCGCAAUGACAUUAGUGAGAAGGCGGUGGCUUCAAGCACCACCUCAAAUGAGGAUGAGAGUUCAGGCCCACCUUAUCACCGCGAGAGGAGGAACGCCAUCAGCUCCGAGGCCCCUACGACAGGUGCACCCGACCGGAGUGUGACCGAGGAGCCCUCCACCUCCACAGAAGAGCGCCCCUCCCAGCUGAAGAAGGAGCUGCACAGUACCCUGCCACACCUGCCCGAACAUGCCCUGCCAUACCGGGGCACGCUGUUCGCCAUGGACCCCCGAAAUGGUUACCUGGACACACACUAUUCCGCUCCACAGUUCUUCCCCACCUUCCACCCGCCCGUGCCCAUCGACGACAGACACGCCCAGGGCCGGUACAUCUACGAGCCUUCCCCCGUGCCCCCGCUCCACGUGCCUCCGGUGCUGGCGGGAAGUCCAGCUUUCUCUGAUAUCUCCCUCAUCCGGAUCUCUCCCCAGCGGAACCCUUCGGUGGGGGCGGAGUCACCCUUUCACCCUCCGCACCCCUACAUCAACCCCUACAUGGACUACAUCCGCUCGCUCCACAGCAGCCCCUCCGUCUCCGUGCUGUCCCGGGGCCUCAGUCCGGCAGAUGCCCCUCACACAGGCCUCACCACGGCGGAGUACUACCACCAGAUGGCCUUGCUGGCUGGACACAGGAGCCCGUACGCGGCCGACCUCCUGCCCUCCGUGGCCUCCACAGCCGGGGCCGCAGGAGCCAGCGCCCUACACAUGGAGUACCUGCAGGCCAUGGACAGCUCACGGUUCCCCAGUCCUCGGCUCCCAUCACGGCCCAGCAGGAAGCGGCCCCUGCCCAUCUCACCCCUGUCUGAGCACAGCUUUGACCUCCAGACCAUGAUCCGCAACUCACCCAACUCCCUGGUCACCAUGCUCAACCACUCACGCUCCAGCUCGUCCACCAGCGGCUCCUACGGACACCUCUCUGCAGGCGCCAUCAGUCCCGCCCUGAGCUUCGCCUACCCUCCCACCCCUGUGGCCCUGCACGUCCACCAGCAGCUCAUGAGCAGACAGCCGGGCAUCGUGGGCUCUGCUUUCGGACACAGUCCUCCUCUCAUUCACCCCACCCCCUCUUUUGCCACGCAGCGCCCUGUACCAGGCAUCCCACCCCCGGGCCUGAGCGCCAGUGAACGCGCCGCCCUCUCCAAUGACUCCUCGCAGACUAAACCAACCAGUGAAUCGGCCGUGAGCAGCACCGGAGACCCCAUGCACCACAAGCGCUCCAAACUCAAGCCCGAAGAGCAGCUGCCCAGCCCGGGCACGCUCAGUGUCCAGGACCAUCCAGAUGGCAUGACGCUGGUGAAGGAAGAAGGGGACAAGGACGAGAGUAAACAGGAGCCUGAGGUGGUCUACGAGACCAACUGUCACUGGGAGAACUGCUGCCGCGAGUUCGACACACAAGACCAGCUAGUCCAACACAUAAACAACGACCACAUCCACGGGGAGAAGAAGGAGUUCGUGUGCCGCUGGGAGGAGUGUUCUCGGGAGCAGAAGCCCUUCAAGGCGCAGUACAUGCUGGUGGUCCAUAUGAGGCGCCAUACGGGGGAGAAGCCACACAAGUGCACGUUCGAGGGCUGUGCGAAGGCCUACUCACGUCUGGAGAACUUGAAGACUCACCUGAGGUCUCACACUGGAGAGAAGCCCUAUGUGUGUGAGCACGAAGGAUGUAACAAGGCCUUCUCCAACGCCUCAGACCGAGCCAAGCACCAGAACAGGACUCACUCCAAUGAGAAACCUUACGUGUGCAAAAUCCCCGGCUGCACCAAACGCUACACCGACCCCAGCUCUCUCCGGAAGCACGUCAAGACAGUGCACGGGCCCGAAGCUCACGUCACCAAGAAGCAGCGCGGAGACUACCCCCACCCACGCCCCCCACAGCCCAGAGAGCCAGGGGCCCACGGGCAGGGCCGCUCACCUGGCUCCCUGCCUCUGGGGCCCUUCUCCGACCAAAGGGAGUACAAUCACGCUACCUCAAAACAGGACGACUGCCUGCAGGUCAAGUCCAUCAAGACUGAGAAGCCCAUGACGUCUCAGCCAAGCCCUGGCGGUCAGUCUGCAUGCAGCAGUGAGCAGUCCCCCGUCAGCUCCUAUCCCAGCGGUGGAGUCCAGUUUGCUGUGAGUGUGGGGGGCCUGGCAGGGGAGGGGCUGGAGGAGGACGAGGAGAGAGAGGAGGAAGAGGAGGCAGAGGACGAGUGUGAUGGAGAGGGAGCGCCCAUCAUGGACUCCACCGUGUCCACGGCAACAGCCGCCAUGCUGACCCUGCAGGCGCGCCGCAGCCUGGGCCGGCCCCUCCGCUGGAUGGAGCAUCUCAAGAUGGAGCGACUGAAGCAGGUGAACGGAGGUCUGCCCAGGCUGUCCCCCACACCCCCACCCAGAGCCCCCGCACCACCUGCACCCAUGGGCAAGGGGCCGUGUGAAUCUCGCCCGUGGCCGGUGUCAGAUCUGGGCAGUACAGAGCUCACGGUGCUGAGCUUGUGGAGGGACCGUCGGGACAGCAGUGGCAGCGCGGCCAGCUCGGCCUACCUGAGCAGCAGCCUCUCCCCCUGCCUCUCCAGCCGCCGCUCCAGCCAGAACUCCACCCACCAGCGCCUCCACAACCGCAGCUCCACCGACUCCUACGACCCCAUCUCCACCGACGCCUCGCGCCGCUCCAGCGAGGCCAGCCAGUGCGGAGGGGCAGGGGGCCAGGGGGGGUACUCUGGGGCAGGCUUAGGGGGCUCCCGAGGGUCUCUGAGUCUGACCCCGGCUCAGCACUACCACCUAAAGGCCAAGUACGCCGCAGCUACAGGGGGUCCGCCCCCCACUCCUCUGCCCAACAUGAAGCCUCGCCUGGGGGCCAUGGAAGACAACUCCAACCACCUGCCCCCUCUGGUGAGGCCGCAACGCUGCAGCGACACCAGUGCUCACAUGGGCGCUCACGUGAGUGCUCAUGUGGGUGCUCACAUGGGUGCUCAGGUGGGCUACAGGAGGAGGGUGCCUUACCCCGGGGAGGGGCCCGUGAGUGGCGCCCGCAGAGCCAGUGACCCUGUGCGGACACAAGUGUAUGAUUCUGGAAACUUGCCCCCAAUGCAGCGUUUCAACAGCCUUAACAACCUCCACCCUCUGCCCCCCCUCUCCCACCACCCAGCCCCUGACCCCCGCCUCAGCCUGCACUACGCUGGUGCAGAGGGCAGCUCACAGCAGCCCCCCACCCCCAGCAUCGCGGAGCAGGCCGCUCUGGAGGCUCUGGCCAUGGAGGACGGUGGGGCAGGGCUGCUGCUGGGAGAAGAGUGCAUCCUCCCCGAUGAGCUGGUGCAGUACCUGCACUCACAGGCCCAGGCAGAAGGGGACUACCUGCAGCUCCAGGACCAAGCAGCAGUGAGUCAAAGGGACUUCUGUCAGCCACAAGGGGGCGCUCUGGGACAGAGCGUGGUGUUCCCUCAGCACCAGGGAACAGAGAGAAGGAGUCCCAGCAAACUGCCCAUCCAGUGGAACGAGGUGAGCUCUGGCAGUGCGGACAUGUCUCCAGAGAGAGGACCUUACCCUCAGUGUGAGAGGUGGCCCAGUGCAGAGCACAAACCCUUUGGACGUUUCUCCAACAUGGUUGUCCAACAGUGCCCCCCAGAGCUCCAGAGCCCCUGUGCCCAGAGCUCCUGCAGUGUGGCCCCAGUCGUGAAGACGGAGUCAUCUCGGCUCCCGUGUAUGGAGCUGAGAGGCUCCAUACACGGGACAUACAAUAGUCUAAACUUUAAACAGCAGUCUGCUCAUGGACCUCAGAAGCAGAACUACGCAGCCUCCUGUCAUGUGGGAAACAAUCUGGUACUAAACAGAACCAUGGACAACCUGUGUGCACUGUCCCAAAGCUCAGGGCCUCCCCCCCACAGGCUGCCCUUCGUCCCCCGCCCCCCGGCCCAUAGCAGGAACCACUCUGUGCGCAGCUACAACUCCCAGAGCUCUGAGAGGCCCGAGGGACUGCACCGUCUGCAGGGGGUCCUUCCACACAGGAGUCGGACCAGCUGCCCCGCACCUCUGCAGGGGUCUGGGGUCAAACUGGAGGCUCCGGACGAUGGAUACCUGGAGCAGGGCUUUGGGGAACUCUCCUUUGAGUGUGUGGAGAAACCGUCUCUGUGCCCUGUGCUGGAGGACCAGCUCGGCUCUGUGGAGGAGGGCACGGGACAGGAGGCCCUCCUCUCCCCCGCCUCAGACCAGGUGACCAGCACAGUGGAGGCCUCGGUGGGGGUCCUGGACGAGGCUGUGAGUCUGGACUUUGGGCUGAUGCUGGAGGACUAUGACCAGGGCAGUCUGGUGUCAGGGGUGCUCAGCCCCUCCAUGUUCCAGGGAGCGUCCAGGACAUCGUCCAGACUCACCACGCCUCACAGCUCUGCAGCCUACUCUUCUGGGGCCCCUGGUGCUACUAUGGGCCCUGUGGCCCCUAUGGCCCCUGGACUGAACAACAUGGCCAUAGGGGACAUGAGCUCACUGCUCUCCAGCCUGGCGGAGGAGAGCAGGUUCCUGGCCAUCCUCCAGUAGCCUGAGCCCGUCUGCUCUGGCCUCACGUGGACUGACACAAGGACACGCUCUGGUGUAUGUGAAGAUAUGAACUUUUAUUAAAUGUUUAUGAAUUUAUACAAAUGUAAAAACAGGCCAUUGCCAAACCAUAUAUUUUGUAAAUUGUCAUCCCACAGAUUUGGGAUGUAACAAAGUGUAUAGAGAAAUGUUAUAUUCCUUUUAUGGAAUGAAGGCAGAUUUGCAGAAGCCUUUGUUUGUAUGACAGUAUGAGCUGAGCCUAAGUCCUCUAACAGUAUUUGUGUAUCCUCACUGUUCCUGUUCACACUGGUGACCUGCAUGAAACCACAGAGACACACUGAGCGCACAGACACAGCUCUGUCCAGGACCAUCUUCUGUUUAUGUUCUGUGCUCCAGACCUUUGGUGAUCAUCAUAGUAACUCUCCACCCUGUGUACGAGGCCCCGCCUCCACACUCCUCCUAAAGUCUGCAAGGCUUCUUUUAGUCUGGUCUGUGUGCUACUGGUCACGGACUCUGGUCAGGGACUUUGGUCAGGUACUCCUGGUCAGGUACUCUGGUGUACAGUGUACAUUCAUACAGUUUUAUUCUCUGCUCUUCUCGACAGUAGAUGGACAUUUCCUCUGGUGUCUGAAGAGGCUUGAAGUCAUUGGUGCUUUGGUGCAGACUUAAAUAGUACUUAAUGUUUGUCUUCUGACCCACAGGUCCACAGCACAUCCCAUACUACUGUCCCAGUGACCAUGUUUUUGUUUUUUUAUAAAAAACAUUUUGUAUAGUUUUCUCUAAAGCUCUUAAAUCCUUGUACUGCCAGUACUGCAGUAACAGUGGACAGUGUUAUUACUCUGCAGGUGCAGACUGCAGUAUUCAGUAGUUUACCUUCAGCGUUUGAGUCCGGUGAGGUACUAUGAUUUUUGUUGUUUUUUUCUUAUUUUGGUACUUGAGAUUGUGCAUUGUUUGUUGAAUCGUUUCCUUUAGACAAAGGGAAUUCCAUUGAGACGUGUGCCUUAUGUAUCUGCCUGUCCGUAACUCAGUAUCACUGCCAACCCACCAUUGUGAAUCCUGAAAUGUACAGAGUCCCAUAGGCCGAAAACGAUACACAUGUUGUGACAUUUCUAUGAGAGAAGUGUGCUCCGCCGAGGUUUGCAAAAAGCAUUGUAUUGUAUUUUGUUUUGUACUUUGUGUUCACAUGUAUUGUGCUCUUUUCUACGUACUGUGUACAUACAUUAUUGUGUAGAUUUAGCAGAAGAUGAUGAUCAUGGGGCCAAGAAGCUGUCUGAAAAAAAAAAAAAAACACCACCAGAGA
Messenger RNA from Boleophthalmus pectinirostris (great blue-spotted mudskipper), 6207 nucleotides. It is a transcript of the gene gli3, whose product is annotated as GLI family zinc finger 3. Gene Ontology annotation, molecular function: RNA polymerase II cis-regulatory region sequence-specific DNA binding; DNA-binding transcription factor activity, RNA polymerase II-specific. Gene Ontology annotation, cellular component: nucleus. NCBI's taxonomy places the organism in Eukaryota, Metazoa, Chordata, Actinopteri, Gobiiformes, Gobiidae. The transcript has 15 exons. Gene Ontology annotation, biological process: smoothened signaling pathway; regulation of transcription by RNA polymerase II. The record is from RefSeq and is a predicted model, not a curated record. The coding region runs from base 294 to 4910 and encodes 1538 amino acids.